Monascus purpureus is the source of this 432-nucleotide messenger RNA. Lineage: Eukaryota; Fungi; Ascomycota; Eurotiomycetes; Eurotiales; Aspergillaceae. The record is from the annotation of a GenBank genome assembly.
CUGGGACUGGAUAGAUAUCUACAUAUUCAAUGAAUCCCACGGCAAGCAACAACUACAACGAGAUCCUCUUCCAGAUCUCCACAAAUCUCACAAAUGCCCUAAACACAUUCGGUCCCUCCUCGAGCCAAUAUCAGACCAUCCUGGAGACCCUCAAGAGCUGUCUCCGGGACAUGGAUGUUGAUAUUGAAGUUAAUGGGGAUGGGGACGCGCAGCAACAAGACAGGGAUAUGCAGGAUGAAUGCAAAUCCGGGGAUAUAGAUCCGGAUAUGCUAAGUCUGGCGAUGGGGUUUUUAAAGAUUGGGGGGGUAGUAUAAUGAUAUACCAGGACGUUUGUAUAGUAAUGUCUAUGCUCUACAGCGCUGUUUCUGAGAUGCCCUGAGAUAGUAAGUAAUGUGGGACAGGAGAUAGAUAUACGACUGCAUUCCCAGGUUU